Mesitornis unicolor (brown roatelo) is the source of this 3358-nucleotide messenger RNA. RefSeq names its product KIAA0319-like ortholog. Gene Ontology annotation, molecular function: protein binding. The transcript is spliced from 20 exons. Lineage: Eukaryota; Metazoa; Chordata; Aves; Mesitornithiformes; Mesitornithidae. Bases 1 to 3357 code for a protein of 1118 amino acids. Gene Ontology annotation, cellular component: plasma membrane; cytoplasmic vesicle. The record is from RefSeq and is a predicted model, not a curated record.
AUGGAGAAGAAGUUGGAAGCCAAGUUCAGCAUUAGCGCCCGAUUUCUGCCACGAAACUGCCUGGGAAAACCUGCGAGGGAGCUGAGAAGUCUGCAGCUGCUCUGCCUGUGCACUUGCCUGUGUGCCUUGUGCUCCUCUGCAGAUGCAAACUGGAACAGAUCUACAUGCGAGCCGGGGAGGAUCCUGUUUGGCCGUUUGAGGUCGUGGAACGAUCACCACUUCCAGCUUCUGGAGGGGUUUCACACUGUUCGGUCCUGUCAGGCUGCUUGCUGCCAGCGCCCCGCCUGUGAUGCUUUUUGGUUCUUGGAAAAUAUGUGCAUCCAGGUGAACUGCACGAUGCCUGGCGUGUGUCAGGCAAACAGGACUGGCUUUUCUGACUCCGUUUUGGUGUUUUUAAAGAAAUCAAAGAGCACAGAGCACUCCUUAAAGCAAGGUGAUGUGAAGACCGGGUUUCACAAGUGGUUGGACUGGGGCAUCCCUGUCCAGGGGAAAAAGAGACUGCGGAGGUCAUUGCAGAGAUGGAGCUUGGCAGGUAACAGGUGGGAGCCCCUGCAAAGGGGUGCAGCAGUGAGCCCCAGCGGUGAGGCUGCAGCCGGAGCAUCCGACAGCAAAUCUCGAAGCAGCCGAAGCGAAGCCGAGCGCUUGAAGGAUCAAGUGCUGAGGCGCUUGGUGGCAGACAGGCCUGUUCCUGAAGGCCAUCCGGAUCAAAAGAAAGACUCGCUGAAAAAUGGACAGGAUCCCAGAGAGCAGAAAACCAAAAGUCCGUCCACUCCCAAAAGCAAUAAUGUGAACAGAUCAAGUGAUGCAGACGGUGUUGGUUUGCCACAGAUCCACGCAGGAACAUCUGCACCAGAGCCAUCAGUGUUGACCACGUUCUCCAGUGCUGUAGCGCAGGGCUUGACGGCCACAGGGAGGACCGAGAGGCCGGCGCAGGCAGACGAUGCUUUGGUCCGUCCGCACUCCUCGGAGGCGUUGCCCACGCUCAGCCCCGUGCCAGUGAAGAGCACAACGAAGCUGCAGACGGCGACUUCAGUGCCGAGCGGAGUUCCCACAAACGGCAGCGUUUCCACAAUCCGGCCCGACGCUGCUGCGUCACCGAGCACCACUGCCACCACACCAGCCAUGAAGGAGCUGGUGGUUUCUGCUGGAGACAGCGUCGAAGUGACCCUGCCAAAGAAUGAAGUUCAACUGAAUGCGUUUGUGCUUCCUGAGCCACCACCUCGAACCACUUAUUCCUACGAGUGGGAAUUGAUUACUCAUCCAAAAGACUACAGUGGAGAAAUGGAAGGGAAACACUCCCAGACCCUGAAGUUAUCGAAGCUGACUGUUGGUCUGUACGAAUUCAAAGUCGUCGUCGAUGGGGAAAACGCACGCGGAGAGGGUUACGUGAAUGUAACGGUGAAUCCAAAGCCUCGGGUGAAUCAGCCUCCUGUUGCCAUCGUGUCCCCACAGUACCAGGAGAUUUCACUGCCAACCAUUUCAACUGUCAUUGAUGGCAGCCAAAGCACUGAUGAUGAUAAAAUAGUCAGCUAUCACUGGGAAGAGCUGAAGGGUCCUCUGCGGGAGGAGAAGGUGUCCAGCGACACUGCCAUUCUGACACUGACCAACCUGGUACCCGGGAAUUACACGUUCAGUCUAACUGUAGUGGACUCAGAUGGUGCCAGCAACUCCACCACUGCAAACCUGACAGUGAACAAAGCAGUGGAUUAUCCUCCGGUGGCCAAUGCGGGCCCAAACCAAGUGAUCACCCUGCCUCAGAACUCCAUCACCCUCUACGGGAAUCAGAGCACAGAUGAUCACAGCAUCGUCAGCUACGAGUGGCUGCUCAGCCCCAACAGCAAAGGGAAGGUGAUGGAGAUGCAGGGGGUGAGGACACCGGUCUUGCAGCUCUCUGCAAUGCAGGAAGGUGACUACACUUACCAGCUGAUAGUGACUGAUUCUGCUGGGCACCAGUCCACUGCAGAGGUCACUGUGAUAGUCCAGCCAGAGAACAAUAAGCCCCCAAAGGCAGAUGCUGGUCCAGAUAAAGAAUUAACUCUUCCUGUGGACAGCACCACUCUGGAUGGCAGCAAGAGUUCGGAUGACCAGAAGAUCGUUUCCUUUCUUUGGGAAAAAACACGGGGCCCAGAUGGUGUCAAGCUGGAGAAUGCCAACAGCAGCACUGCCACUGUAACAGGCCUGCAAGUUGGGACGUACGAGUUCACUCUGACAGUUAAAGAUGAGAGGAACUUGCAGAGCCAGAGCUCGGUCAACGUCAUUGUCAAAGAAGAGAUCAACAAGCCGCCAGUUGCAAAGAUUGCUGGUAAUGUUGUCAUCACCUUGCCCACAAAUACAGCCGAGUUGGAUGGAUCGAAGUCCUCUGACGAUAAGGGAAUUGUCAGCUACUUGUGGACCCGGGAUGAGGGGAGCCCUGCAGCUGGGGAAGUGUUAAAUAAUUCAGACCAUCAUCCUGUUCUCCUCCUGUCCAACCUGGUAGAAGGGACGUACACAUUCCACCUCAGAGUAACAGAUGCCAAAGGAGAGAGUGAUGUGGAAAGGAGCACAGUGGAAGUCAAACCUGAUCCUAGGAAAAAUAACCUCGUGGAGAUCAUUCUGGAUGUUAAUGUCAGCCAGCUGACCGAGAGGCAGAAGGGCAUGUUCAUCCGGCAGAUAGGUGUUCUGCUGGGGGUCCUCGACUCGGACAUCACGGUGCAGAAGAUCCAGCCCUACACUGAGCAGAGCACGAAGAUGGUGUUUUUUGUACAAAACCAACCUCCCCACCAGAUCUUCAAAGGACGAGAGGUAGCCUGGACGCUGAAAAAUGAACUGCGGAAACAGCAGUCAGACUUCCUCAUCUUCCGGGCGUUGGAAAUCAACACAGUCACGUGUCAGCUGAACUGCUCUGAGCACGGCCGCUGUGACUCCUUCACCAAGCGCUGCGUCUGUGACCCCUUCUGGAUGGAGAACUUCGUCAGGGCGCGGAUGGGGGACGGCGAAAGCAACUGUGAGUGGAGUGUGCUGUACGUGAUCAUUGCAUCCUUCAUCAUUGUGGUUGCCUGUGGAAUCUUGUCCUGGAUGGUGAUCUGCUGUUGCAAGAGACGAAAAGGAAAAUCCAAAAGAAAAAGCAAAUACAAGAUUUUGGAUGCGACGGAUCAAGAAAGCCUGGAGUUAAAACCAAAUCCCAAAGCAGGUGGCAGGCAGAAAGCCCAGGUCCUCAACACCAGCCUGAUGCACUCGGAGUCCGAGCUGGACAGCGACGAGGCCAUCUUCACCUGGCCUGACCGCGAGAAAGGGAAACUGCUCCGCAGCCAGAACGGCUCCGUGCGCAACGGCCAAGUGGCGCUGAAACCCAAGAACCAGCGGGAGGAAAUCCUAUAGC